Talaromyces proteolyticus is the source of this 1371-nucleotide messenger RNA. Its product is annotated as oxalate decarboxylase family bicupin. The record is from RefSeq and is a predicted model, not a curated record. NCBI's taxonomy places the organism in Eukaryota, Fungi, Ascomycota, Eurotiomycetes, Eurotiales, Trichocomaceae. Gene Ontology annotation, biological process: oxalate metabolic process. The coding region runs from base 1 to 1371 and encodes 456 amino acids. The transcript is spliced from 3 exons.
AUGAUCUUGGUCCUUCUUACCUGGUCCCUGGUGAUUUUGAAUAACUGCAGCGCAUUCCCAAGCCCAGAUCGUCAAACUAGACGGCUGCUUGAGACCCAAGCACAAUCCCCGGUCAUCCUGUUCCGGGACAAGCCUUUCACUCCUGGGCAUAGUGAUCCGUAUGACCAUAAACUUGAUUCGGUUGGUCAAGACUUGGAACCGUUGCCAUUCCGAAAUGGUGACGGCGCUACUUUUCAAGGUCCUAGGAACAAGGACAGGGAAAGACAAAACCCAGACCUCGUGCGACCUCCGAGCACAGACCAUGGUAAUAUGGCGAAUAUGCGAUGGAGUUUUGCAGAUUCGCAUAUACGCAUCGAGGAGGGUGGAUGGACAAGGCAGACCACUAUCAGGGAACUGCCUACCAGUAAGCAGUUGGCAGGAGUAAAUAUGCGUCUCGACAAGGGCGUCAUUCGAGAGCUUCACUGGCAUACUGAAGCUGAGUGGGCAUAUGUUCUCAGUGGUAAAGUACGUGUCACUGCUCUGGACACUGAGGGGGGAAGCUUUAUGGACGAUCUAGAGGAAGGCGAUCUAUGGUAUUUUCCUGCUGGGCACCCGCAUUCGCUACAAGGGCUCGGCCCGAACGGUACAGAAUUUUUGUUGAUAUUUGAUGAUGGUGGUUUCUCUGAGGAAUCAACAUUUAUAUUAACAGACUGGCUGGCACGAACACCAAAGUCUGUGUUAUCGGAGAAUUUUGGGCUGGCACCUGACAUCUUCGACGCGAUUCCCAAGUCAGAAAAGUAUAUUUUUCAAGGCUCUCUACCAAGUACCAUCAAAAAGGAGAGACCACCAGGGUUUAAGAAAUCAAAAUAUCAAUUCACACACAAAAUGCUGGAACAAGAACCACUAAAAACAGCAGGAGGCCAAGUACGUAUCACUGACUCUACGAAUUUUCCGAUUUCAAAGACUGUGGCAGCGGCACAUUUGAGCAUUAAUCCUGGAGCGAUUCGUGAGAUGCAUUGGCAUCCUAACGCCGAUGAGUGGUCCUACUUUAAAAAAGGACGAGCUCGCGUGACAAUCUUUGCUGCUGAAGGCACUGCACGCACAUUUGACUAUGUGGCUGGCGAUGUCGGUAUCGUGCCACAGAAUAUGGGCCAUUUUAUUGAGAACCUUAGCGACGAGGAACCGUUAGAAGUACUCGAAAUUUUUCGUGCAGAUAAGUAUCAGGAUUUCUCGCUGUUUCAGUGGUUAGGAGAAACUCCACAGCGGAUGGUUGUGGACCAUCUCUUUGCCUCCGACAAGGAGGCAGCAGACAAGUUUUUGACGCAGAUCCAGAGCGCGGAGAAAGAGCCCAUCAAAGAGAAAAUCUCGACUAGGGCCCAGAAUGUAUUCUAG